Molecule: messenger RNA, 1803 nt
Organism: Plasmodium vivax (malaria parasite P. vivax)
Lineage: Eukaryota; Apicomplexa; Aconoidasida; Haemosporida; Plasmodiidae
Product: actin-related protein, putative
Exons: 1
Coding region: 1-1803 (600 amino acids)
Biological process (GO): regulation of transcription by RNA polymerase II
Cellular component (GO): SWI/SNF complex; NuA4 histone acetyltransferase complex
Molecular function (GO): chromatin binding
Source: RefSeq, a predicted model, not a curated record
AUGGAUUCCUACAACGACAUCCUGAGCAUCGUAGUGGACCUGGGCUUCGAAAACACGAAAAUCGGCUACGCGGGGGACGAAAACCCGACGAACAUAUUCAGCUCGAAUGUAGGGGUGCCACUGGACCUGGAGGUUAAAAUAAAAAACGAAAUUUAUAAGAAAUGCCUUUGCACCAAGGGGGAGUUUUACCAAUUCAACCUGAUUUACCCCCUGUGCUAUUUGGAGGCCCUGGAGGAUGCCAAGGUGAAGCCCUGUCUCUACCUGGACAGCAAGAACCACUUUGAUGUCAACGAGGAUGUGUUCGAGAAGAUCCUCUUCAUGAAUGUGAAUGGGGGUCGGUGCGUGCACAGGCUGCUGCAGGAGAGGGUCAAGGUGUUCAUCGGCAACAAGCUGCACAAGCAGAGCGACAUGUCUAGCGAGUUCGUCGACGGGGAGGCCGCGGCCGCGGAGGGGCCCCACGAGGGCGACGCGGCGGAGGCUCUCCCGCAGUCGCAGCAAACGGAGCAGUCGCAACGACCACAUCAAUCGCAGCCACCACAUCAAUCGCAGCCACCACAUCAAUCGCAACCGUCACACCAGUCGCAACAGUCACAACUAUCGCCACAAUCGCCACAAUCGCAGUCACCCCCAACGGGGGGAAACGAACGCGCGGAGGCCCCCCCCCGGGAGAGGGACCCCAAAGCGGAGCUAAAAACGCUCCAGGAGUGGGCGGAAGAAAACAACUACUUCGACAUGAACCUAGUGGAAAACAAACUGAUAGACGUGAACGGCAUAAGGAGCAUGCUAAACAAUCAUAACAAUGUGAGUUGUGGGCUGAAUGAGAAAAUGGAAAAAUUCCCAUACCUCUUCUCCCUGCCUAAUAAAAGGAACCAACAAAUAAAGGCCAAAAUUUCGGAGCUAUUAUUUGAAAAGUACAAAGUUCCCGCGUUGUAUUUUAACUCCAAAUCGGUGCUCACCGGGUUUGCCUAUAACAAAAAAGUAUGUUCAGUCGUGGACAUAGGGUCAUGCUACACGGACUUCUCCCUGUGCAAUGAGGGAGGUAUAGACGAUAAGAAUUAUAAAAUAUAUAAUAUAGGUGGGUCUACGGUAGAUUUCUUCCUGGAAGAAUUGCUAGAAAAACAUAAUAAGGAGUACUGCAUCCCGUAUUACGAAUUUUACAAGCAAAAUGGGAACCUCCAGAAUUAUAAUAAAGAGAAGAUUCACCUAGACUAUUAUAACAAAGCCAAGUACAUCCCUCUGAAGGAUUUAAAAAGCUACUUAUGUGAAGUAGCUCAUAGCGAAAAUAAAAUUCAUGAUGCAAAAAAUAUGACCUUUAAUGAAAAUCUAGAUGUUUACAUUCUGCCUGAUGGACAGAAUAUUAACAUUUCUAAAUUUAAUAACAUUGCAUGUGAAAUAUUUUUUACCCCCUCGUUAUUAAGUAACACCAAGUUGAAUCAUCAUUUGGGCAAUUUAUUUUUCAAGGAGGAGCAAUUUGAAGGGGUGUCUACCACUCUCUUUAAUAUGCUUAAUGGGAAGUGCGUAAAGCAGAAGGAAGAACUGCUGCGAAAUGUUAUCCUCACCGGCUCGUCAACUCUAUUUGAUAAUUUCAACCAGCGAUUUAUUAAAGAGUUUAACCACCUGGAUAUGAUGAACAAUUCAAAUUUGCAAAACUUCCAGGUGCUCAGCCAUGGGAAAUACGAUAAGCAGUAUUCUUCCUGGAAGGGCGGGAGCAUCUUAUCCUCCUUCAAAAAUUUCAACUCCUUUUUUGUUACGCGGCGGGAGUACGAGGAGUUCGGCCUGGACAUCGUCCACCGGAAGUGCUAG